UUUGCAGCAUGGAUGUAGAGGUAGCAUUUUGAUUUGGUCAAGGUCUCACUUCUGUUAUCAGCUAAGUACAACGAAAUUAGUUAGCAUUACAGCGAGUUCUGUUUGUUCGGGUACAGUAGACCGAGCCUCCUCCUCCUCCUCCUCGGCUUUACGAGCUGACGAUUCAAAGAGGAGAACAAGCAUGGCUCGGUCUCUGCUCUCCCUCCUGUCCAGGCUCGGGGCUCUGUCAGCGACCCCCUCGGUUCCCGUCAACAGCUGUCGAUUUGCAAGCAGAGGUGCGAACAAAGCAUGGCCGGGACAGAGCCAUGUGAACCGAGACAGAAACAGACACAGCAAGGAGGUGGCUGAUGGAGAACUGGACCUGGAGGAUGUGGAGGACAAGUUCCAGGCCCUGGUCGAUCAAGGCAGGAAAAGGCAAAAGACUGUCAAGUUUCACAUACUGAGGAGACAGAUGACUCCACCAGGAGCUCCACAGAGGAUGUUAACCUGGGAUGCUAUUGAGCAGAUCAGAUAUCUAAAGCAAGAGCAACCAGAGGAGUGGACAGUGCAACGUCUAGCUGAAGGUUUCUCUGUCACCCCUGAUGUCAUCCUGAGAGUCCUCAGGAGCAAGUUCGUCCCCUCUCCUGAGAGGAAAGCCAAGCAGAAUAAUAUCGUAAUGGCUGAACUCAGUCAGCAGGUGCUGCCUUCAGGUGCUGGGACACAGCAGGACAAGCUGAAGCUGCCUGGGAGCCGCACACCAGCCAUUCUGCCAUCUGGAAGUACAGAAGGGGCUUUGGUCCCAGUGGCUGAGCAGACUCGGAUGAUUCGAGGUGAAGGCUCAGGAUCUUCAGCAAAGAGUCCCGUCCCUGCUACUGUUGUGCCCACCCAGCUUGCUGCUGGUAUUAGUCAAGCUGUCGCAGCGACAAGAUUAGCAGAAGACACCAGAGCUACUAACACCACUCUGACAGACGAGGAUGAGGAGGAUGAAGAUGAUGAAGAUGAUGAAGAGGGCUGGGAUGGACAGGUGCUGACAGAGGAGGAGCUUGAAGAGUUUAUGGACAUGGAAAAGCCCUCUCCUCUAAUGCAAGUAGGGAAAGAUUUCUUUGACGCAGAGGGCAACUUUAUGUAUCGAGUCUGAGGAGUUUGUGUCCAGCUGCUAACUGAAUGUACGCGAUGUUCAGGCUGCAUUUAAUAAUGAGCUCAGUGACCUACUGAACAGAUUAUUGCAAUGUAGGCUAUAAACAAGUAAAAAUACUUUCUAUUCUUGUGCAAUAGCUGUUUAAUAAACUUUAUUUAUGAAUCAUUUAUUUCACA
Messenger RNA from Stegastes partitus (bicolor damselfish), 1293 nucleotides. RefSeq names its product neugrin, neurite outgrowth associated (gene ngrn). NCBI's taxonomy places the organism in Eukaryota, Metazoa, Chordata, Actinopteri, Pomacentridae. The transcript has 3 exons. Gene Ontology annotation, cellular component: nucleus. The record is from RefSeq and is a predicted model, not a curated record. The coding region runs from base 182 to 1117 and encodes 311 amino acids.